AUGGCAUACUACAUACCUCUAGUCCCUCCGCGAGAUUGUAUCUACAACAACGGAAACCUCCAACUGCAUUCCGUACACCGAGAUGAGUUCGUAACCAGCAUCGCGCUUACUGAGUGGGAUGAAGGGGUGAACGUUAAGGGCUACGGGCGAUCCAGAACGUACGCGAGCGCGAGAGACGGCCGUCACAAACGGACACGCGCCCCUCCCGCCUCCUGUGUAAGGCGCGUGGAGCACCCUUUCCCCGCUAUCCUCCACCUCGCCCUGGAUCCCCGCGGAGAGCCUUGCGGCCUUCUGCGCGGAGCCUCUACGCUGGCGCCUUCUGUGCCACCGGUUCGCGGUGCGCCGAAGGUGGAGUACGACACGGCGGAGGCUGACUUGUCCUAG
Molecule: messenger RNA, 384 nt
Organism: Sparassis crispa
Lineage: Eukaryota; Fungi; Basidiomycota; Agaricomycetes; Polyporales; Sparassidaceae
Exons: 1
Coding region: 1-384 (127 amino acids)
Source: RefSeq, a predicted model, not a curated record